This is a messenger RNA of Panicum virgatum (switchgrass), 1002 nucleotides long. RefSeq lists its product as uncharacterized. The record is from RefSeq and is a predicted model, not a curated record. The transcript is spliced from 2 exons. Lineage: Eukaryota; Viridiplantae; Streptophyta; Magnoliopsida; Poales; Poaceae. The coding region runs from base 1 to 831 and encodes 276 amino acids.
AUGCCGAGCUGGGCGUGCGGCGGCGCGCUCCCUGUCGGCGCGGCGGAUCCGGCCGCGCGCCUCUGGCGGAUCUGGCCGCGCGGCGGUGGCGGAGGCGGAGUCGGCGGCCUAGCGGCGCCGCGCUCCCGGGGUCGGAUCGCGCGGAUCCGGCGGCGCCGCGCGAUGCGCCUGGGGCUCCGCCUGCGCGACGGCGGACGGCGACGUGGCGAGGGGAGAGGAGGAGACGGCGGGCGGCUGAGCUGCCGCAUCCAGCAUCCCCCACGGCCGGAUUCCCCUGAUCCAUUCCCCUACCCAAACGUGUUCACCGCUCCCGACGAAGAGCACAACGAGCCAUCACAUGCAGCCCGUGUCCCGCCUGGCCCCCGCGCGGCCGCCACGGCCGCGUGCGCCGCGCGUGGCAGUGGCCCGGGGCACGGCGAGCCACGGCUGCGCCCGCCCCUCGCGCGUGGCUCCGGCGGCGCAACCGCGCCUCGGCUCCUGGGGCUGCGCGCCCGUGCGACGUCGUGCGGGGGCGGGGCGGCGGAGCCCGUCGAGGCGCGGGAGGACGCGGAGCCGGCGGUCGGCCAGGCGGAGGAGCCCGGGCUGGCGCCGGAGGAGCUGGAGGUGCUGGAAGAGGCGGCCAUCGCGGGGGAGGACGAGGGGCGGCGGCCCACGGACUACGACCGCCGCGCGCACAUCUUCGAGGAGAGCUCGCGGGUGUUCCGGGAACUCAAGCACCGACGCGAACGCGACGGCGACGUCGACGGCGGAAUUAGCGGGCACGGCGGCGUCACUGCUGGCACCACGGCGGCCGAAGCAGGAACGCGCGAGCAACAGCAGCAGCUUGGGUGAAGCACUGUGCUGGGCGAGCUUGUAUUGUACGGUCGAGCAUGUACGCUAUGCAUACCCGUUCAGACGGCGUAUACUUACGCGAACAACCUGUUGUAUUCCAAUAUAUUGUUACAAAGUGAAAGCAUCCCUCCCUCUUAAAAAGAAUACAAUUCAAUUCUCAAUUCUCGAAAA